AUGUCUUCCUUUGUUUUAUCUUAUUACUUGCGUGUCUUUGUAGACCUUCUGUCCAGUGAAUUUUGGGGCUCAUGUUCAUCGGAUGAUCCUGUCGUACUCCGUCUCCAAGAGAAUCUAAAAUUCACGAUGCUGGCUUCUCGUGCUACUGGUACUGCACGCCUAUACCUACCUUUGUUCAAGAGAUGGAAAUCAUUUGCUGUUAACGUCCUACAUUUACAAGCCGUUUUUCCAAUAUCACCGUUGAAUAUGGCCCUCUUUCUCCAACACAUCUUAGAGUCCUCGUUCUCUGCAUCUGCAGUGAAUACAGCUUACUAUGCCAUCAAAUGGAUCCAUAAUCUGGCUAAUGUCCCAUCCCCUACAGAUGAUCCAGCGGUUACUUGCGUGAGAGAAGGUGCUGUUCGUAUCGCUAGCCGUCCAUUAGGUCAUCGUAAAGAACCCCUGGAAGUCAGCCAUCUACAGGAUUUGGCCUUUGUUUCGGACUUUAACGAUUUAUUGGAAGUUCGAAAUCUAACCAUGUUUGUUUUGUCUUUUAGCGGGUUCUUAAGAAGCGCGGAGGUGUUAGCGCUUCGCAGCAAGGAUGUGCACUUUAAUAAUGACCAUAUUUCAAUAUCUAUUGAGAAAAGUAAGACUGACCAAUUGAGGGAGGGACGUAAUGUUGUGAUUGCUAAGUCCAAUUCCUCUCUAUGCCCAGUAGACUUACUUAAAAAGUAUUUUUCAAUGGCUUUAAUUUGUCCUGAAUCUGAUGAAUACUUGUUUCGGCCCAUUACUACCUCCAAGAAAAUCAAGAAAUUAGUGACUAUCAAUAAACCUAUUUGCUACGCCACUUACAGAGAAGCUUUCAAGAAAGCUUUUACUAAUAUUGUUCCUGAUAUCGAACGUUUCAGCACCCAUUCUUCUAGGUCCGGAGGUGCAACUGCCGCAGCCAAUUCUGGUGUCUCCGAUAGAAACGUCCAGCGCCAUGGGAGAUGGAAAUCUGCCUCUYCCAAAGAUCGAUACAUUAAAGAUUCUCUUCCCUCUAGAUUGGACGUGUCCAAAGCACUGGAUCUCUGA
Messenger RNA from Actinia tenebrosa (Australian red waratah sea anemone), 1050 nucleotides. RefSeq lists its product as uncharacterized. NCBI's taxonomy places the organism in Eukaryota, Metazoa, Cnidaria, Anthozoa, Actiniaria, Actiniidae. The record is from RefSeq and is a predicted model, not a curated record.